Molecule: messenger RNA, 1760 nt
Organism: Lactuca sativa (garden lettuce)
Lineage: Eukaryota; Viridiplantae; Streptophyta; Magnoliopsida; Asterales; Asteraceae
Source: RefSeq, a predicted model, not a curated record
UUCGAAUUUUACCCACCACAAGUUUUGUCCUACCAUAAUUGGGAUAAGGAGUCUAAUUUCCCUUGUACAAUUUUCCAAUUUCUUCCUCCGCCACACCAUAUAUAUACUGUACGCCACUUCGAACGCUACAAUGUUUGAAAAAAGACGCAGAUUUUACAAAGACGGAGAAGAUAAUAAGCUUCAAGUACUCCGAUCGUCAGGUGGCCUUUGGAAGCCAACAAACUGGCUAUGGCUCUUUCUCUUCACACUGUAUUUCUCUGCAAAGAGGAAGCCCUCAAUUUAUAUGCAAGAUCACCAUGUAAUGAAAGGUUUCACAGGAGUGGACAACCUCCUACCAACAUAAUCAUGAUGAAAAUUCGAUCCAACAAUGGAUAUUUUAAUUCUUUCCGGUUGUUUACAUCUUAUAAGACAAGUUCUUUCUCAGAUUCUAGCCAUUGCAAGGAUAAAUCUCAGAUAUGCAGCAUCGAUACAAGUUUUGAGGAAAUACAAAGAUUUGAUCUCAAAAGGGGCAUGACUUUGAUUCUUGAAAAGCAAUGGAGACAAUUCAUACAAUUGGCUAUCGUAUUGGUUUGCACAUUUGUUAUCGUUCCCAGAGUUGAUGCCGUUGAUGCUCUUAAAACUUGUGCUUGUUUACUCAAAGAAUGCAGGAUUGAGCUUGCAAAAUGUAUAGCAAACCCAUCUUGUGCGGCAAACGUUGCCUGUCUACAGACUUGCAACAAUCGUCCUGACGAGACCGAAUGUCAGAUAAAAUGUGGUGACUUGUUCGAAAACAGUGUGGUGGACCAAUUCAACGAGUGUGCGGUUUCCCGAAAGAAAUGUGUGCCCCGGAAAUCGGAUGUGGGUGAAUUCCCGGUUCCGGAUCGUAAUGCAGUGGUUCAAAAUUUUAACAUGAAAGACUUUAGUGGGAAGUGGUAUAUAACAAGUGGUUUAAAUCCUACAUUUGAUGCAUUUGAUUGUCAACUUCAUGAGUUUCAUAUGGAAAAUGAUAAACUUGUUGGGAACUUAACAUGGCGCAUAAAAACUUUGGAUGGUGGUUUCUUUACUCGAUCUGCUGUGCAAACAUUUGUUCAAGAUCCAGAUCUUCCUGGAGCACUUUAUAAUCAUGACAAUGAGUUUCUUCACUACCAAGAUGACUGGUACAUAUUAUCUUCCCAAAUCGAAAACAAACCCGAUGAUUACAUAUUCGUAUACUACCGAGGUCGAAACGACGCAUGGGAUGGAUACGGUGGGUCCGUGAUCUACACCCGAAGCCCGACACUCCCCGAAUCGAUCAUCCCAAACCUACAAAAAGCAGCCAAAUCCGUGGGUCGAGACUUUAACAAUUUCAUAACAACCGACAAUAGUUGUGGGCCUGAGCCUCCAUUGGUGGAAAGGCUUGAGAAAACAGCGGAAGAGGGCGAGAAGUUGUUGAUAAAAGAAGCUGUAGAGAUAGAAGAAGAGGUUGAAAAAGAGGUGGAGAAGGUUAGAGAUACUGAGAUGACUUUGUUUCAGAGGUUGCUUGAAGGGUUUAAGGAGUUGCAACAAGAUGAAGAGAAUUUUGUGAGGGAGUUGAGUAAAGAAGAGAAGGAAAUUCUGAAUGAACUUCAAAUGGAAGCGACUGAAGUUGAAAAGCUUUUUGGGCGCGCGUUACCGAUUAGGAAACUUAGAUAAAUUUCGAUGAUUGAUUCAGACAAUAUAUAUAGUCAUAUGGAUUAUGUAGAUACUAGAGAAAAACAAAAAAAACUUUUGUAUACGUGAUAAACGUGUUUGUGAUUUGUUUA